Molecule: messenger RNA, 951 nt
Organism: Verticillium alfalfae VaMs.102
Lineage: Eukaryota; Fungi; Ascomycota; Sordariomycetes; Glomerellales; Plectosphaerellaceae
Exons: 2
Coding region: 1-951 (316 amino acids)
Source: RefSeq, a predicted model, not a curated record
AUGCUCUGCCGCCAUCUCUCUUCACGGCGAGCAGCAUGGCGCGCUACUCAGAUGCUGUGCUCUGGCCGCUGCUCGCCAUCGCCAUCAGCAGCGCGAAGGCCCCUGGACUUGGUCCGUACGUACUCCAGUGAUCGCAGUAGAAUGCGUCAAAGGGCCGCGCCGAAGCCUGCCCCAUCGCCAUCGCCGAGGAGGAGACCUGAGACGAUGGCAGAAUCUCGCCCACUUGAAGUGCGCCCUCGGUCGCCAGACGACUUCAAGCUCACGACGCCAAACCGAGAAGGCUUCACCCUCGACCACAAAAGAGUGCACCGCAUCUACAGCGAGUUUCUGAACGCGGCGUCCGGGCUUCACCAGGGGCAGAAACACUGGCUUUCUGAGUUUGCCAAGGUCACGGCAGAGCACGAUAUAAAACCUCAGGACUUCUACGAGGUGGCACUCCGCAUGUCAGAUCUUGGCCCCCUCUCAAGGGUCGAGCAUGAGUCCCAGUCUCGCAUGCUCGACUCGGCCAGCGAGCUCGGUCACGUCCCCGCCACACUCCACAUCAUCCGCACCGUGCUCUAUGGGAAGAGCCCGGAGAACCUGCAGCGCUCUUGUCCCCGCGCCUACGCCCGCUUCCGCACUCUCGUCGACGAGGGCCGGAACCCCGACGCCCUGACCCUCGAGGGCAAACUCCACGCGCUGCGCGGCGAGAGGGACCAGGCUGUCGCGCUGUUCCGCCGCGCCAAGGAUGUCGCUGCAGCCGCAGUUGCCAGCGGCGGCGGCGGAUUUCAGUGGAAGAAUCUGUGCCAGGUCGAGCUUGCCAAGCUGCAGGAGGCUGUCGGUGCCAGGCAGGAUGCCUACCGGGAGUACCGCGCGCUGGCCGACGCCGGUGACGCCCGAGGUGUGCUACUAUCUAGGGGACGCUCGACGCGUGCAUGCCGGGGACGGUUCUGGCUAGUGCAUGAAGCCUAG